GACAAACAGCUUUACAUCAUGCUGCUCAUUAUGGACAGAUUGAUACAACAAAAUGGUUAAUAGAUCAGGGAUGCAGUCCUUGGGUGAAAACAAAACAGGGUAAGACUCCUUAUGAUAUGGUAACAAUGAAAAGCAAUGAUUCUGAAGAGAAAAAAAGGAAAAAGAAAGAAGUGAUGGACUUCCUAAAGACUGUCAUGUCAAAGACAUCCCCAGAAGUAACUCCUGACACCCAUUUACAGGAACCUGCAGCACCAGUAGUUGAAGAUUCCAUCGGUAAAGGGCAACAGUCUGCUAUGUUAAAUCGUUUAUUAGGGAAGGGCAGCUAUGAAUCAUUUGAUAUGAGAUGCAUGGUAACCGGCCAAUUUUCAGUAGGGAAAUCGACUCUUGUGAAGCUGUUAGCUGGGGAUGUCAUACCAGAUGGGCGACAUCCGACUGAUGGAAUUUCUUUGGUUGAAGGUCGCUGUGGCCUUGAUAUUGAGACAAAAAGUUGGAUUCUUAUUGAUCCAGAAGCUUAUAAUGCCCUGGAUGUUGUGUACAAUAAGGUGUUAAUGACCUCUCUGGAAGAGGAGGAAAGUGAAUUAACCAAAAAGUUCGACCAGGCUUCAGAUACAAGCCCAACUGGUUAUGUCAAAGCCACACUUUCCUCUUUGCCCUCCGAACAGUCGGCAGCAGCACAAUCUCUACCACCUCAAAAAUCCUCCAAUGUGCCUCUCAUGGUAAAACAGAUGAAAGAGAAAAUGAAAACCAGAAUGACCAAAGAAGAAAUAAGAAGGAAAAUGGAAAAAGUCCUCAAAAGUGGGAAGUAUAAGAUGAAAGUUGGACGUCUUAUCUUCUGGGAUUUUGGUGGACAAUAUGUUUAUUUAACAACACACCAGACCUUCAUGACGUUCCGAGCGUUAUUUCUUGUUGUCUUCGAUGGGAGCAAAGAUUUGCAUGAACAGGUCCCUGAUGUGAUGUGUUUUCCAGGGCAGCACAUGACACCAACUCCAGCAGUAUUCUUGCAAUAUUGGGUCAAUUCCAUCCUGACCUAUUGCAAGGUUGUAUAUCCAGGCAUUCCUAAGAUCUUGUUUGUUGCCACUCACAAGGACAAAGUACCAAAGGAGAAUGUUGAGACACGACGUGAAGAGCUUUACAGUGAAAUUGAGGAGUUGUUUAAAGACCAUGAGGGACAACAUCAUCUGGUCUUUAGGCCUCUAAUAUUUGUCAAUGCAAAAGAUCAAGCUGACCAAGAAAUAGAUGUUCUGAGGAAAACAAUUACAGAACUUACAUUCGACCACCCAUGUUGGGGUGAAAGAAUGCCCAAUGCUUGUGUACCACUAGAGCUCGAGAUCGCUGAAUUAGUGGCAGAAGGAAAACAAAUUAUGUCAUUGGCUGAAAUUAAAGAAUUAAAUGCCAUCAGCGAGGUGUCUGUCCUGUCUCCUGAGCAGCUAACAGUUUUUUUACAUUAUCAACACUCUCUCGGAAAGAUUGUUUAUUUUGACACCCCACAGCUGAGAGAUAACGUUAUCAUAAGUCCCCUUCUUAUGGUGGAAGUUAUGAGAUCUUUCAUUACUGAUGUUGAAUUUUGGCCAAAAGAAGAUAAAACAAGGAAAACCUUCAAAAAGAUGUCUGAAAAUGGAAUAAUACAAAAAGUAGAUCUCUACCAGAUUUGGGAGCAAGAAGAAUUCCGUCAGAUUUUACCAUUUAAAGAGUACAUAUUUGAUAUGCUGAUACACCUUGAUAUCGUAUCUGAACAGCGUAGAUAUGAUACAAAAACAGGAAGUCGGCUACUAGUUGAAAACUUCUUUGUACCAAGUAUGCUUACACAAAGAAAUGAUACAGAUUUCUUGUCACAAGAAUGUACACCAGAGAGGACUGUUAGUUUGGCUUUUGUUUUUAAAGGAACCAUUAUACCUCCAGCUUUACCGAAUCGUCUCAUAUGCGCAUGUCUCAGUAUGUGGACACUAAAAGAAUACCGUGGAAGGAAACUUAUGUUUUCUGGGUUUGUUGGGUUAUCAUUUGAUAAAGAGCAUGAUAUCGUUGUCUGUGUAGAAGGAAAUAAGAUCUUAUUGUACCUAGUCCACAAGCGCUCCAAGGGCCUGAUAGUACCUGAAAUAGCCACUAGUGUCAGAGAAUGUUUGCAUUUAACAUUGGAGAGGAUUUCAGAAUUUUAUCAGUCCACUGUCCAAGAAAAAUUCAGCGGCCAACUACCAUUUCACACUGAGUAUUCCUGCUCCAGAUUUAUCUGUUACUUUCCAGAAGAAAGGAUAGCUUUUAAAACUGAUGAGUGCAUUUGUAACCAUGGUGACAACAUUAAACUCAACUGGAAGGUUUGGAACCAGGAACAGAAACAAAAGCAGUGUGAUCUGGAUUGUACAGGUUUGAGUGAAGAUGCACUAUCUCACAUUCCAAGUAAUACAGAGUUGCUAAGUUUGUCUGUUAAUUGUGAGACACGCAUGAUACAUGAUUUAGCUCUUCAUCUUGAAAUGGAAGAGACAGAAUGGAGUGAUAUGGUAGAAAAUUACCCAAGAAAUACACAGAUGGUCAAGUUUUUAACACUUAUUGGUUUGAGAGAGAACAAUGGAAUACGUUUUGGAGAUUUGGCCAAAGGCUUAAGAGAAUUGAGGAUAACAACACAUACCUUAUGUAUGAUGAGGAGGAGAAAACAAGUGAUAUCUAAUAUUCCAGACGAUAUCUUAGAUUCAAUUCCAACGGAUGAAAUAUUAGAUAACAUAUCACCACAGAUUGGUAAAAUGGUCUUUCAAUUAGGAACAGAACUUGGAUUGUCCAUAGCAGAUUUAGAGAAUAUAGACAAAUAUAAUUGUGACUUGACUGCCCAGAGUAAGGAGGUUUUAUUUACUUGGAGGAGAGACAGAUUAGUACGACCUACAAUACGUGUCCUUGAACAAGCUUUGGUAAAUAGUAGAAAAGGUGCAAGGUGUUUAGAGGAGGUUGUAAAGAAUGUUGAUCCGAAAACACUGAGAGCUGUAGAAACUGUAACAGAUAGAAUCAGAGAUAAUGCAGACAGAAUCAUACAGAAUAUACAAACCAGCCAAAUUCUAGACCAUAUGAUGACACAUCUGGUGAUAUCAGCAGACGACAGACGUGAUAUUGAACAUUAUCCUCGACAAGAUGACCAGAACAAAGCAUUGCUGGAUAUUGUGAUUAAAAGGAGAGAACCUGCUUACAGUGUGUUUGUUGAUGGAUUACGUAAUUAUGGAUACGAAGAUAUUGCUAAUGAUUUGAAAUGUUAUUCAGAGAAAAUGGGCCCAAGUACAACAUCAUUAACUGCCGAGAAUAAAGGAUUAUUAGAUUGGACUGUUCCAUUGUAUAAAAUUCGUCUGCAGAAAAAUUAUUCAGAUAUCAUUACCAGUGUAAAGCAUGAUAUAAUAGUAGAUCAUUUGAUAUCAUGUGCAGUAUUGACAAUUGGUGAUUUUCAAAAGAUAAAUGCUUGUCCAUCAGAAGAGCAAAGGAAUAGGAAGUUAAUGGACUCACUUUUGCAUGGAAAUGAGAAGGGAUUUACUGAAUUUCUCUGCGCUCUACGAAAUGACUCAGUUUAUGCAGAUCUAGCAGAUAAAAUAGAGAACACAAACAUUACAAGCACAGAUAGAUCAAACAUUCAGAGUUGCUACAAUGUCAAUAAAAGGAAAUAUGAGCUGAAUGUACAGGAGACAGCAACCAAUCUGCCCAAAAAAACCAAAGAGAAUUAGAAGUGAACAAUUAUUGUUGUUCAUAUCUAAUUUUACUUAUAACAAACUUUGUUUAAAAUUACUUUUCGGGUUAAUAGUGUCAAUUAUAUUCGUGAUGUCCUAGUUUCAUCACCAAUGAUAUUUGUUUCAAAGUGACUUUGUCACCCUAUUCAUUUUUGUCGAGCCUUCGACUUUUGUCGAAAAAGCGAGACAUAGCUAUCCUACAUUCCGUCUGCGUUGUCGUCGGCGGUGGCAUCCACAAAUAUUCACUCUGUGGUUAAAGUUUUUGAAAUUUUAAUAACUUUCUUAAACUAUCCUGGAUUUCUACCAAACUUGGACAGAAGCUUGUUUAUGAUCAUAAGAAAGUAUCCAGAAGUAAAUUUAAAAAAAAAAAUCCUGUUUUUCCGUAUUUUACUUAUAAAUGGACUUAGUUUUUCUGCCAGGAAACAUUAUAUUCACUCUGUGGUUAAAGUUUUAAAAAUUUUAAUAACUUUCUUAAACUAUCCUGGAUUUGUACCAAACAUGGACAGAAGUUUGUUUAUGAUCAAAAGCUAGAAUCUAGAAGGAAAUUUUUAUUAAAAUUUUGUACUUGUUUAUCCAUAUUUUACUUAUAAAUGGACUUAGUUUUUCUUCCAGUUAACAUUACAUACAGUCUGCAGUUAAAUUUUUUAAAACAUUUAUUAGAUUCAUAAACUAUCCUGGAUUUUCACCAAACUUGGACAGAAGCUUCUUACAAUAAAAAAAAUUGUAUCGAGAGGAAUAUUUUUAUUAAAUUUUUUCCUCAUCUCAUUUUUGUUGAGCCUGCGAUUAACAGCAAAAGUAGGCGAGACAUUGGGUUCCACGGAACCCUUACAAAUUUUUCAAUAGCAUUGACACAAGUUUUAUAGCGACUUGAGUUUCACCAGUAUCACCCAGAUUACAAUUCUAUGUUGAAAUCUAAAUUUGAAUUUAGCCUAGAAAAUACCUAUUUUGCCUUAAGAAUUGAAAAGUCAGUUUAAUUCAAUAGAAGUUUACCUAUGAGGGUCUGGUUGAGAUAUAGUUUACAGAAAAAAGAAUAUUAGCAUUAAAAAAUAUUGAAUAGAGAAACUGAACAUAAGUUUUAAAGAUAUGAGAAUAACGCUGUUGAUCCAAUUUCAGGUUUUUUUUUUGUCUCGCCUGCGACGAAAGUCGCAGUAUGCGAGACAUUGGUAUUACUAUCCGGCGGCAGCGUAAACUAUUUGUAUAUAGCUUUAUAUUUCAGAAGGUAGAAGACCUGGAUGCUUCAUAUCUUGUAUGCAGAUACCUUGUGUUACGAAGUUUCCGUCAAUCAUAUGUCCAUUGUCCUUGACCUCAUUUUCAUGGUUCAGCGACUGCUUGAAAAAAAAUUGAGUUUGUUUGUUAUGUGAAUUUCUCACUUAUUAUGAGUAGUAGGAUAACUAUAUUUGGUAUAUGGGUUCCUUGCAACGUCUACAUGUCCGUCCGACAGAGUUCACCUGACCUCGACCUCAUUUAAUGGAUCAGUGAUCAAGGUUAAAGUUACGUGAUUAGGUCCGUUUCUCAAAUACUAUAAGCAGUAGGUCAACUAUAUUUUGUGUAUGGAAUUAUUGUUUUGGGCACAUGUCAGUCUGGCAGGUUUCAAAUUACCUUGACCUCAUUUUCAUGGUUCAUUGGUCAAUGUUAAGUUUUAGUGUUUUGGUCUGUUUUUCAAGUACUAUAAGCAAUAGGUCAACUAUAUUUGGUGUAUGGAAAGAUUGUGAGGUGUACAUGUCUGUCUGGCAGGUAUCA
Molecule: messenger RNA, 5432 nt
Organism: Mytilus californianus (California mussel)
Lineage: Eukaryota; Metazoa; Mollusca; Bivalvia; Mytilida; Mytilidae
Exons: 14
Coding region: 117-3689 (1190 amino acids)
Biological process (GO): regulation of apoptotic process
Source: RefSeq, a predicted model, not a curated record